This is a messenger RNA of Fragaria vesca subsp. vesca, 387 nucleotides long. Its product is annotated as SKP1-like protein 14-like. Bases 1 to 387 code for a protein of 128 amino acids. Lineage: Eukaryota; Viridiplantae; Streptophyta; Magnoliopsida; Rosales; Rosaceae. Gene Ontology annotation, molecular function: cullin family protein binding. Gene Ontology annotation, biological process: SCF-dependent proteasomal ubiquitin-dependent protein catabolic process. The record is from RefSeq and is a predicted model, not a curated record. The transcript has a single exon. Gene Ontology annotation, cellular component: cytoplasm; nucleus.
AUGUCAAAGGUCGUGAGAUUCCAGAGCUCGAACAAAGAAGUAUUAGAAGCAGCCGAGUGCAUGGUAACUAUGUCCAAAACCAUUCAGACAAUGCUGAAUAGGUUCCAAGAAGACCAGGUGAUCAUGCUUCCACUAGAGCAGGUGGAUUCCAAAACCCUAACCAUGGUAAGAGAAUGGUGUGAGAAUCACGUCACGAAGAGUACCCAAAAACAGUACCAAUUUGUGGAGGGGCUCGAUGUUGACGUUCUCUUGCUUCUCCUCAAAACUGCAAACUAUCUCAACAUCAAGGAGUUGGGAGAUGAUAUGCGCGAAGCGAUCGCGGAGAGGGCUCGUAGGAAAGCACUUGAAGAGAUCGAUCCGAGAAUUCUCCAUACUCGGGUGUUUUGA